Messenger RNA from Tarenaya hassleriana, 1480 nucleotides. RefSeq names its product protein DETOXIFICATION 24-like. Gene Ontology annotation, molecular function: xenobiotic transmembrane transporter activity; antiporter activity. The record is from RefSeq and is a predicted model, not a curated record. Gene Ontology annotation, biological process: xenobiotic detoxification by transmembrane export across the plasma membrane. The coding region runs from base 49 to 1473 and encodes 474 amino acids. The transcript is spliced from 10 exons. NCBI's taxonomy places the organism in Eukaryota, Viridiplantae, Streptophyta, Magnoliopsida, Brassicales, Cleomaceae. Gene Ontology annotation, cellular component: membrane.
CUCCCCGUCUUCUUCCCUACUGCACUGAAGCUAAACAGGAUAAAGGUCAUGAGGGGAGGAACGGAAGAGAGGCUUAAUGGGAAGGGGAAUGGAGGGGAGGAGGAGGAAGAGAGUCUCUGGGUGAGGAAGAAGGUUUGGGAAGAGGUGAAGAUGAUAUGGAGGAUUGCGCUGCCGUCGACGAUGUUUAGAGUGACGUCGUUCGGGACAAUAGUGGUGGCUCAGUCGUUCGUCGGACAUUCGGGGGAUCUUCCUCUCGCUGCUUACUCUCUUCUCCACAACAUCUUCGUCCGUUUCUUGAAUGGUUUAUUGGCGGGGAUGUCCAGUGCGACGGAGACAUUAUGCGGGCAAGCGUACGGAGCAGGACAAAACCACGCGAUGGGGAUAUACUUGCAAAGAUCAUGGAUCAUCGACGCAGCCAUAACCACCGUAUUCCUCCCCUUCCUCCUCCUCUCCGGCCCCAUCCUCCGCCAUCUCGGCCUAGAUUCCGACAUAACCUCCACCGUCCACAGCCUCUCUCCAUGCCUCUCUCCAUGGCUCGUCCCUUUCGUCUACAGCCUCGUCUUCUCCAUGACCAUGCAGAUGUACUUGCAGGCGCAGAUGAAGAACACUGUCGUGGGAGUGGUCUCGGCCUUGGCGUUCGGUGCCGACGUGGCCAUCUCGUGGGUCCUGGUGAACAAGAUGGGGUUGGGGAUGGUGGGGGCCAUGCUGGGUCUCAACGUGAGUGGGUGGGCCAUCGUGGUCGCUGAGUUCGUCUACGUGUCAGGUGGAUGGUGCGCUUCCACUUGGCGUGGCUUCUCCUCUGCUGCUUUUCUCGAUCUCUGGCCCAUGUUCAAACUCUCCAUCUCCUCCGGUUUCAUGAUCUGCUUGGAAUUGUGGUACUUUGGCAUUCUUGUUCUGAUCGCAGGCUACACAAAAGAUGCAAAAGUUGCAAUUUCUGCUUUCUCCAUUUGCCAAUAUAUCUACGCAUGGGAAUUCAACAUAUGCCUCGGCUUCUUGGGAGCUGCAUGUGUUCGGGUGGCGAAUGAGCUGGGACGAGGAAACGCGGAAGGGGUGAAAUUUUCGAUAAAAGUGGUGUUGAGCAUCUCCGUAGUAACCGGGCUGAUCUUCUGGACCCUGUGUCUUGUCUUCCGUCACGAGAUCGCGUACGUGUUCACCAACAGCGAAGAGAUCGCAGCUGCCGUCACCGAUCUCUCCACCCUUCUCGCUUUCUCCAUUCUGUUCAACACCAUCCAGCCCAUUCUCUCCGGAAUGCAGAGUUUGGUCGCCGUCGUGAAUUUAGGGUCUUAUUACGCAGUUGGCAUUCCAUUGGGUCUCGUCCUUACUUAUGUAUUCGACCUUGGUGUUAAGGGGCUUUGGAUUGGAAUGUUGGGUGGGGUGGCAGUGCAAACCCUUAUACUUUCCUGCAUCAUAUACCGAACCGACUGGGACAUUGAGGUUGAGAAGACGAGACAACGUCUAAAGAGGUGGCUUUAAGGCGGAA